Eremomyces bilateralis CBS 781.70 is the source of this 483-nucleotide messenger RNA. RefSeq lists its product as uncharacterized. NCBI's taxonomy places the organism in Eukaryota, Fungi, Ascomycota, Dothideomycetes, Eremomycetales, Eremomycetaceae. The transcript has a single exon. Bases 124 to 402 code for a protein of 92 amino acids. The record is from RefSeq and is a predicted model, not a curated record.
GAAAAUACGAGAGACAUAUGUAUUUGAGAUGCAACAUUCCUAGAAUGGCACCUGAAGUUGGGCGAUGAGAUAGAGGAUGGCGACUUGAGAUGUUGAAACGGGAGGGGGACAGAAACAAAGUUCAUGCACGUGACCAGGAGCAACAGAAACAAUUGCUGCCUUGCGCCUAUGGCGUUCUGCCUUGUUGCCUUCUGGUCCCUCAUCUCCAGCAUUUCGGAAAUCGGAACCGGAACUGACGCCUCUCCCGACACCUCUUCCUCAUGUGGACCAGAUUUAUGUUCACGUUGCUACCUGGUACGGUGGCCUUCGACAAUCCAUCAUCUGCCAUCUUUCAGGUCAUCCUCCUCGGCUCCUAGGCUGCCAUCAUCCUCUUUGUCUUACAUUGCUAGACAUCCAUAUUAACCUCCUCCCCGUUCGUUGUGAGGAGAUAGUCGUUUCGCCGUUCUCAUUUAUCCCCUCUUCAUCCUAUCUGAUCCCCUAAUA